Ctenopharyngodon idella (grass carp) is the source of this 1851-nucleotide messenger RNA. RefSeq names its product gastrula zinc finger protein XlCGF7.1-like. The record is from RefSeq and is a predicted model, not a curated record. Gene Ontology annotation, cellular component: nucleus. Bases 771 to 1529 code for a protein of 252 amino acids. NCBI's taxonomy places the organism in Eukaryota, Metazoa, Chordata, Actinopteri, Cypriniformes, Xenocyprididae. The transcript has 3 exons.
AUAUCGCCCAGCCCUAAAACUUGUAUGUUUUUAAACACUGACAUAAACUAUACAAUUAUGCAGAAUAUAAGAUGAUAAAUAUUUAAUUGAUUAGUUGUCAAUACAAUAACAAUACAAGAUGUGUGUUUAUCACGGCAUUCACGCCAAAAACCAAUGCAGCCACUCAGUCUUUUUGCCACUCAGUGGGCGUUACCACAGUUUUCCACCCCUGUUCUAUAGUGUAGGGGGCAGGACGCUUUAGAUUCUAGAGAGCAUUUAAUUGGACAGAAAAUCUGAUGAGAAGCUGGUACUCAGUAAUGUCAUCAAAAUCAUUGAUCCAUAUUGUCAGAAGUGAGAAACUGUAAGUUUUGAAUGCUUAUAUCUUCUAAAUGUGCAUUUUGUCAUUGUUUGGAAGCACAGUAUCUUAUAGAUAACAAUAAGGCUAACCUAUUCAUACUAAGAGCAAAAAAAAAAAAAAUUAAGAAAUUAAAAAAUGUAAGAAUAUGCGGCCCCUUUAAGAAGAUGACACCGCGCGCACUGAGCAUGCGCGGAAGAGAGGACGGACGAGAGGAGCGCUGAAUAUUUCACCAGUUGAAGUGGAAAGCGGCGCUGAUAACGAUCAUAAAAGAAGGACAAAUGUGGAAUAUUUUCGGGAUGCCGAAUAUUUUCCAGUCUGCAUAUCUGGUGUCUCCCACAACAAUUCACCAAUAAAUACUGGGAAUAUUCACAUCAUCCUACAAGAGAAGGACAAACUCCAGGUGUAGCAGCUGAAAUCUGUGUGACUGUUAAAGAUGGAGUUUAUUAAAGAGGAGAUUGAAGACAUGAGUGAUCCAGAACCAUCCAGGAUAAAACAUGAAGAUACUGAGGAACAAAUAGAUCAGAUGGAAGUGAAGGAGCAAAGACACAAACUAAAUGAUACAAAGAAACACUGCGACUUCAAAACUCAAGAAACAAAAGACAAAAAGCUGCACACCUGCUCACAGUGUGGAAAGAGUUUCCAAAAUAAAGGAAUCCUUAACAGACACAUAAGAAUUCACACUGGAGAGAAACCGUAUACAUGUACUCAGUGCGGAAAGAGUUUUUCUCAAGCAUCAGGUCUCAGACAUCAUCUGCUCCGUCACUCUGGAGAAAAAACUUUUAAUUGUGAUCAGUGUGGUAAAGAUUUUAUUUUGUCAUCAGAUCUAAAACAACACUUGAAAGUUCAUUCAGAUGAGAGGCCUUAUGUGUGUUCUUUCUGUGGAAAGAGUUUUUCAAGGAUGAACAGUUUUAAACUGCACCAGAAAACACAUAAUGAAGUGAAAGAUCAUGUGUGCUUUAAAUGUGGGAAGAGCUUUCUUACAGCUGGCGAUCUGAAACGGCACCAAAGAAUUCAUUCUGGAGAAAGACCUUACAAGUGCUCAUAUUGUGACAAGAGUUUCACUCAGUCAGGAUCACUGAAAUCACACGAGCGAGCUCAUACUGGAGAGAAGCCGUAUCACUGUACUCAGUGUGAGAAGAGUUUCAAACAUUCAUCAAGCCUUCACACUCAUAUGAAAAAAUGUUGCAAGUGAGCAAUAUUAGUUUUUUUUAUUUCAAAUACAUUCAAGUAAAUUCUCUGAGAUAAAAUAUGGAGUUUAUACUAAAAGUACAGUAUCAUCUAAUUUUGGUCAAAAGCUCAGAAAACUAGAAAUAUUUGAGAAUUGAAGCUUCACCAAUCAACAACUCUUACAGUGUAAAUAAACUCAUUGUAACUUUUUCUUUCAGCAUGGAUUGUGUGCUAAGCAGGUCUCGCUUGAAUUAGAUGUAGUCAAUUCAUUUACUUAUUUACUAAGUGUAUUUAUAUUGUGUUCUGAUGCAGUACAUGCAAUUAUGAGAAAUAAAACAGAAACAACA